Molecule: messenger RNA, 142 nt
Organism: Entrophospora candida
Lineage: Eukaryota; Fungi; Glomeromycota; Glomeromycetes; Entrophosporales; Entrophosporaceae
Source: the annotation of a GenBank genome assembly
AUGGUUAAAGCUUUGAAAUAUUACAUUGUUGAAACAAAACAAAAAAGUGGUUCUAGUAACAAAUUAUGUUACUGCAAAGCCUGCUUUAUUAAACUUGGUGAAAACAGCAAUGAAUUAAAAACAAGAGUAGAUAAAACUGAAC